UUGCCAGUCGUACGCACGGACUGGCCGCCCGGGAGUGUGGUGCGCUGCGGGGAAGGCGCUCACACCGAUUCUGCCCAGAGGAGGAGGCGUUCGGCGUGUGCGCUGGAGGUUGCAGUGGGAGUGUGUACACACGAGACGGGAGCGGCGAGGCGGCGGGCAGAGUUCGGUGAACGGCCGGCGCGGACGGCGCGGCGAUGGCAGGCUUCCUGGACAACUUCCGGUGGCCGGAGUGCGAGUGCGCGGCCUGGAGCGAGAGGAGGAACACCCUGGCCUCCGUGGCGGCGGGGGUGCUGUUUUUCACAGGCUGGUGGGUGAUGAUCGACGCGGCCGUGGUGUACCCCAAGCCGGAGCAGCUGAACCACGCCUUCCACACGUGCGGCGUGUUCUCCACCGUGGCGUUCUUCAUGAUAAACGCCGUGUCCAACGCCCAGGUGCGAGGGGACAGCUACGAGAGCGGCUGCCUGGGGAGGACAGGGGCUCGGGUCUGGCUCUUCAUCGGUUUCAUGCUGAUGUUCGGGUCGCUCAUCGCCUCCAUGUGGAUCCUCUUUGGUGCCUACGUCACCCAGAAUACCGAGGUUUAUCCGGGGCUAGCCGUGUUUUUUCAGAAUGCACUUAUAUUCUCCAGCACCCUGAUCUACAAGUUCGGGAGGACCGAGGAGCUGUGGAGCUGAGCCCGCCGCUGCCGGUGUCGCCUCCUUCGCCGCCUUCUGGCUGUAGAUACGUUGUUACCUUUUACCGUAGUUUACACAUUGCCAAAUGAAAUAGAUUGUUCGUUAAAUGUGUUUCUUUACCCUUUCAUGCUCUGAGUUUUGAAAUAGUUUUAUGAGAUUUCUGGGGUUUUUUAACGACUAGGUUGUUCCUAUGUCUCUGCGGCGGUGGGGGUGGG
Messenger RNA from Phyllostomus hastatus (greater spear-nosed bat), 886 nucleotides. RefSeq names its product transmembrane protein 50B (gene TMEM50B). Lineage: Eukaryota; Metazoa; Chordata; Mammalia; Chiroptera; Phyllostomidae. The transcript has 7 exons. Bases 195 to 671 code for a protein of 158 amino acids. Gene Ontology annotation, biological process: late endosome to vacuole transport via multivesicular body sorting pathway; protein targeting to vacuole. The record is from RefSeq and is a predicted model, not a curated record.